Molecule: messenger RNA, 2793 nt
Organism: Thalassophryne amazonica
Lineage: Eukaryota; Metazoa; Chordata; Actinopteri; Batrachoidiformes; Batrachoididae
Gene: blk
Product: BLK proto-oncogene, Src family tyrosine kinase
Exons: 13
Coding region: 286-1755 (489 amino acids)
Biological process (GO): innate immune response; protein phosphorylation; cell differentiation
Cellular component (GO): extrinsic component of cytoplasmic side of plasma membrane
Molecular function (GO): signaling receptor binding; non-membrane spanning protein tyrosine kinase activity; ATP binding
Source: RefSeq, a predicted model, not a curated record
AUUCACAAAGUGAGUGAGUGAGAGUGAUGAGGAAGUUGAAGACCCUGAGACCUCUGUAAGCUUCGGGCAUGAACUCACGGACCAGGAUCUGCAGAGAGAAGAGCGGGGACUAAAGCCUGCCUCGUCGGGUAACCAACACACUGUAACCACCUGCACGGCGACGCAGCACCAACGCACCGUGGCUAAACCGCAUGGCGUGAAGCAGAAAACGCUUUAAUACGACUGAGAAAAUGUUGUCAGAAGAGAAGAACUGAAGAGGCCGGGGGGGAUCAUUUCCAGUCGAAGAUGGGCUGCAUGUGCAGUGGCCAGAAACCCCUGCAAGAUGACAAGUACCAGAAAGCAAUGCAGAAGUCUCCCCCCUCACAGCCGUCCCUGCACGAAGUCCGAAGGGUCAACACGCACAGAGAUGACGAUGACUUAGUUUAUGUGGCACAACAUGACUUCAAAGCAACCACCGACAACGAUCUCUCUUUCAAAAAGGGAGACAGACUCAAGGUUCUGCACGAAAAUGGAGAAUGGUGGUUGGCGAGGUCGUUGCUAACUGGACUGGAGGGCUACAUACCAUGUAAUUUCGUAGUCAGAGCAGAUAUGCAGGAAAUGAACAAGUGGUUUUUCAGGGACAUAUGCAGGAGAGAAACCGAACGACUGCUUUUGUCUCCAGGAAAUCAACCGGGAUCCUUCCUGGUUCGGGAAAGUGAGACGAGUGUAGGCUCCUUCUCGCUGUCAAUCAGAGAUUGUACACAGGAGGAAGAUGACGUUGUAAAACACUACAAGAUUCGACGCCUAGACACCGGUGGCUACUACAUCUCGCCCUCCACCACAUUUCCAUCUCUGCAGGAGUUAGUGAACUACUACAGUCUUACAGCAGAUGGUUUGUGUCAGCGGCUCGACAGGCCCUGUAAGCCUAAAGAGUUGCAGCAGCCGUGGGCCCAGGACGAGUGGGAGAUUCCUCGAGACACUCUGAAAAUGGUGAAGAAAUUGGGUGCGGGACAGUUUGGAGAAGUCUGGAUGGGAUACUAUAAGAACAACCAAAAGGUGGCUAUUAAGACAUUAAAGAAGGGCACCAUGGAGCCUGAGGCCUUCCUGCAUGAGGCCAACCUGAUGAAGCAGCUGCAGCAUGAGCGACUGGUUCGCCUCCACGCUGUGGUCUCCAAGGAGCCCAUUCUUAUAGUCACCGAGUUCAUGACCAACGGAUGUCUUCUGGACUUUCUAAAAACAGACGAGGGAAGAAAGCUCAAGAUUCAUAAACUGAUAGACAUGGGAGCACAGAUAGCUGAAGGCAUGGCGUACAUUGAGAAGAAGAACUACAUUCACCGAGAUGUGCGAGCAGCCAACAUCCUGGUUAGUGAGACACUGCACUGCAAGAUAGCUGACUUUGGCCUGGCCAGGAUCAUUGAAACAGAAUACACCGCCCAAGAAGGGACUAAAUUUCCCAUCAAGUGGACAGCUCCAGAGGCCAUCAACUUUGGCACCUUCAGCAUCAAGUCGGACGUCUGGUCCUUUGGGAUCGUCCUGACAGAAAUAGUCACCUACGGGAGAGUACCUUACCCAGGGAUGACGAACCUGGAGGUAAUCAGCAGCCUGGACAGGAUGUACAGGAUGCCCUGCCCGGACGGCUGCCCCAAAAACCUUUACGAUAUCAUGACCACGUGCUGGAAGCAGAACCCUGAGGACAGGCCCACGUUUGAAUAUCUGCAGAAUGUUCUCAAUGACUUUUUCAUUGCCACAGAAGGACAGUAUGAAACGCAGCCGUGACUUAAAAGAAGGCGGACAAUUUUUCUGCCAGUUGCCUGAAGGAAAAAAUUAAUUCUCUUGAAGGCAAAAAUUGGAUGAAUAACUUCUGACGGUGGCCUUCAACAUGAGUGGAAAAGACGUUUAUGAUGACGUGUCAAAGUCUGAUUCAAAAGUCUAAACUACAACGCCAACGCUUUACCAUUUUGACAAAACCGUGUGCACAUGAAGACACAUAACCCAGACUGGAGGACAGUGGAUGAACAGAAAUACACAUAUAUACACACUUCUGGUGCAGAAGUGCACACAGGUAAAUGUGCAGAUUAAAAACUUGCAUUGUUGAGAAAUGACCAUUCUGAGAUUACAUGCACAACAGUUUGCACUUUUUGUCAAGUAAUUAAUUAUAUUAAAAAGGCGCUUAAAAAAAGGGCAGCAAGGAGGAUGGAGGAAUUUAAACCUGCAUAAAUAGUUUUUGUAAAUAAAAAUGUUGCUGUGCUCAGUUCCAGCUGCUGCAAAAGUCCCUCUUCUCAUGGAUCUUCUCAUGCAUUUUAAAUGUUAUUUUAUAUUAUGUGUGUUACUAUCUGGUCUUGUCAGAUUGUGGUGUAAAUGUGGCGUAUGCAGAUGUUUUACAUGACCACAAUAACGAAUCACAUUUAUAGGCUGUACUAACUCAUUUUUGCACUAAUUAUCCAACAUUAGGACACAGCAGUGUUGAACUAUGAAUGGCUUAAAAGCGAUUACUGGUGUUGAAAUACUACAGUACAAUCCUGGCAGAGAAAAACGACACUCACUUGCUACUUUCUUCGAUAAAUAGUCAUCUGACCUUCCUCAACUGUAGGUUUGACUGUGUGAGAAACUAAACCUUCCCUGUGGGGUGGGGGGUGGAGGAAGGAGGGCAGAAUCUUAAAGAUAAGUGACCAAACAGGAAUUAAACGCUGCCAUUUCCCGAAUGGACAGGAAACCAGCAGUGCAAGUCAGCUUCCCUCUCACGCCACGCAUCAAGAACGCCCUCCUCAUUACCCAAAUGGGUUGAGAUCUUUACAUUUUUCAACCCUGCUCAGA